Molecule: messenger RNA, 966 nt
Organism: Pedinophyceae sp. YPF-701
Lineage: Eukaryota; Viridiplantae; Chlorophyta; Pedinophyceae
Source: the annotation of a GenBank genome assembly
AUGGGGGACCAGGGCGAUCCGCUCGGGCCGUUCAAUAGGUACUAUAGUCGACAGCGGAACCCCACGGUGGAGCUGCGAUCGCAUGACGCGACGGAGGGCUACAUGGACUUUUUGCUGGCCAACACGGAGGCGUCCGUCGCCAACACACUGCGCCGCGUGAUCCUCUCGCACGUCCCGACGAUCGCCAUCGAGCUCGUGGGCAUCGAGGAGAACACGUCCCCGCUCCCAGACGAGUACCUCGCGCACCGCCUGGGCCUGGUUCCCCUGGUGUCCUCUGCGGAAGUGCACCGCUUCCACACAAUCUACGAGGCCGAGGACGCGGAGGACUUCCCGGAGGCGGAGCUCUCGCUCGCGCUCACCAACACGAGCGGGGAGAACGUCGUCGUGACCACGAACAUGCUGAAAAUCGACCAACAGUAUCCGUCGAUCAGGCCCGUGGGCUUCGACGAGAGCGAUCCGUCGGGCGGGAUCCCGAUCGUGAAGCUCGCGCAGAACCAGUCCGUGCGACUCACCGCCAUCGCGCGCAAGGGCAUCGGGAAGGACCACGCCAAGUUCCAGCCCGUCGCGACGGCAGUCUUCCAGUACGUCCCGGACAUCCGCAUCAACCAGGCGCUGUUCGCGCAGCUCAGCGACGAGGAGAAGCAGGAGCUGGUGGACGCGGACCCGAAUUCGACGCUGGCGAUCAACGCGGUGACGGGGGAGCUCGAGGUGCCGGAGCCGGAGCGGUACGCGUGGGACGAGGAGGUGCUGCGGAAGUCGGAGGAGCUGGGAAAGCCUGGGUUGUUGACGAUCAAGGCCAAGGAUCAGUAUGUGUUCAAGGUGGAGAGUCUGAAGCAGCUGACGUGUCCGGAGAUCGCGGCCUCGGCGUUCGAGGUGAUCACGAAGAAGCUGCGCGGGCUGCUGGCGCACGUGGAGGGCGCGGACGUGGCUGCGCAGGCGGAGGACCUGGAGAUGGACCAGAGCUGA